CAACUGGGGCAGCCGGGAGGUAGGCGCGGGGCGGUCGGCUGCGGUGGCGGCGUCUGGAUGAUUGUCUCUCGGCGGCGGAGUCGCUCAAUGUACUUCUCCAGUUUCUACCCUUCCUCAAGUGGGGAACUCAGGAGACCAAUAAGGGGCAACUGUACUUCGGAUGGUCAGGCCCCAGGAUACUGUGGCGUAUGAGGACCUGUCUGAGGACUAUACUCAGAAGAAAUGGAAAGGUCUCCCACUCAGUCAGAGAGCCCUGCACUGGAACAUGAUGCUGGAAAAUGACCGUAGCAUGGCCUCCUUGGCAGGUAGGAACAUGAUGGAGAGUUCAGAGUUGACUCCAAAGCAGGAAAUUUUUAAAGGAUCAGAGUCAUCUAAUAGCACAUCAGGGGGACUCUUUGGGGUGGUUCCUGGGGGAACAGAGACUGGAGAUGUUUGUGAAGAUACUUUCAAGGAGUUAGAAGGACAACCCUCAAAUGAAGAAGGGAGCAGACUAGAAAGUGAUUUCUUGGAAAUAGCAGAUGAGGAUAAGAAAAACUCCACAAAAGACAGAUAUGAAGAAUAUAAGGAAAUUGGGGAACAUCCACAUCUGUCUUCCAGUCCUGUUGAACAUGAAGGAGUUUUAAAGGGACAGAAAUCCUAUCGAUGUGAUGAAUGUGGCAAAGCUUUUUAUUGGAGUUCGCACCUCAUUGGUCAUCGGAGAAUCCACACUGGAGAGAAACCCUAUGAGUGUAAUGAGUGUGGGAAGACCUUCAGACAAACCUCCCAGCUCAUUGUUCAUCUCAGAACCCACACAGGGGAAAAACCCUAUGAAUGCAGUGAGUGUGGAAAGGCCUAUAGGCACAGCUCCCAUCUCAUUCAACACCAGAGACUCCAUAAUGGGGAGAAACCCUAUAAAUGUAAUGAAUGUGCAAAAGCUUUUAAUCAGAGCUCCAAACUCUUCGACCACCAGAGAACCCAUACAGGGGAGAAACCUUAUGAAUGUAAGGAGUGUGGGGCAGCCUUUAGUCGGAGUAAAAAUCUUGUUCGACAUCAGGUUCUGCACACUGGUAAGAAACCUUAUAAUUGUAAUGAAUGUGGGAGAGCAUUCUGUUCCAAUAGAAAUCUCAUUGACCAUCAGAGAACCCACAUUGGGGAGAAGCCUUAUAAAUGUAAUGAAUGUGGCAAAGCCUUCAGUCGGAGUAAAUGUCUUAUUCGACAUCAGAGCCUCCACACUGGAGAAAAGCCAUACAAAUGUAGUGAAUGUGGGAAAGCCUUCAAUCAGAUGUCUCAACUCGUUGAACAUGAGCGAAUUCAUACUGGAGAAAAACCAUUUAAGUGUAGUGAGUGUGGUAAGGCAUUCAGUCUGAGUAAAUGUCUUAUUCGGCACCAGAGACUUCACACAAGUGAAAAGCCCUAUAAAUGCAACGAGUGUGGAAAAUCCUUCAAUCAAAACUCAUACCUCAUUAUACACCAGAGAAUUCACACUGGACCCCCUGGGCAGUGGUCCUGACCCGAUAGAUCUGCCAGGCAGGGGUGACUCCCCCAUGGCUUUUGUUGGAGACCAUCUGGCCUGUGGAAACUGGAGCAGUAUCCCUCAUGAUCUCUGAAUAGCCAAGAGAAGAGUCAUUCUUGUAUGGAACAAUGGACAUUCACAGCCUUCCUCAUUCCUGGCUUUAGGACUUCAGAUACAAUCAUAUCAGAGCUAAGGACUUCAGCAUAUGAAUUUUGGGGGCACAGUUCAGUCCAUAGCAAUACUUCCAUUCCCCUGACCUGCAACAUGUCCAGUUACUUCUAAAAGUACUUGUCAUCCACUAUAUUAAUAACGUGCUCAUUGCCAGCCUAUGAAACAAGUUGACCACUCCAUACAUAAGGUCAUAGAUAAUAUGACACAUGCAGGUUGAAUUGUCAGCCCUGAUAAGAUCCAAGGACUUGCCCAACAAGUGCAGUCCCUGGAGCUACCUGGUCCAGUAAUUAGAGGAGUAUUCCUGAUAAAGUCAAAAAUUGUCCUUGGCAGCCCCCACCUAAAAGAAGCUCAAUAGCUGGUAUGCCUGUUUAUCUAUUGGAGAUAACAUGUAUCACAUCUAAGUAUUAUUUUGCCUCCUUUAGUUAAAAUUAUCCACAACACAGCCACCUCUGAAUGGGGCCCUCAACAACAGCAGACUCUAGAGGCCUACUAUGCAUUAACAUGCGCCUGCCAUUAAUGUAGGCCCAUGGAACUACAGGUCUCAUUGACUCCUACCCAUACAGAUUGGAUACUGUGGCAACAAGAGACUGCUAUCGGUGCACCAGGCCCUUGGGUUUUGGAUAUAUAAAUUACCCAAGAUGGUUGCCAUAUACAUUCCCUUUGAAUGGCAGCUACUAGCCUGCUAUUGGGCUCUAAUGGAAACAGAACGCUUGACCACUGAAGCACUGUAUGUGAUCUUAAGACCUGAGCUGCCCAUCUCAUGCAGGUAUUGUUAACAAAAAAUAAAAAUGGAAGCCCCAGUUUAGAAAUACCCUAAGGCUGACUACCCGCAACCGUGUAACCAAAACAAAUCAUUCUGAUUUUCCUGAAAUGCUGUCUCUGAUCAUAAAUGAAAUGCAAAAUGUAAGCUUUACAUCCUUGCCAGCAUGAUUCACGGAAAUUAAACCAAUCAACUAUAGACCAACAAGCUUAAACAGCUCAACUUGCCCUAAAAAGAAUGUAUAGCAGCCAAUUAUAAAAAAGGUCAAAAUAUUCCCCCCCUUUAUGCAUUAUAAACCGUGUCGUAACUGCUGUAAGAUUAAUUUCUUACCACUUGAUUUGAGUCUUCUAGAUUGUGGUCUGUACUUCUUGUUUGAACAAUAAACUUUUAAAUUUUUCUUUAUCUGAUUUUAUUUUUUUCACAGUGCUCACUAAUCCUAAUAAAACACAACAGGUUCAGCCAAGUACCAUCAUUAAAUGGAAAUGUUACAUAUAAGGUGGAGGCUGAUUGGGCUCCCAGGGGGUCUGCCA
This is a messenger RNA of Nomascus leucogenys (northern white-cheeked gibbon), 2953 nucleotides long. RefSeq names its product zinc finger protein 852 (gene ZNF852). Lineage: Eukaryota; Metazoa; Chordata; Mammalia; Primates; Hylobatidae. Gene Ontology annotation, biological process: negative regulation of transcription by RNA polymerase II. Gene Ontology annotation, molecular function: DNA-binding transcription repressor activity, RNA polymerase II-specific. The record is from RefSeq and is a predicted model, not a curated record.